Molecule: messenger RNA, 646 nt
Organism: Eutrema salsugineum
Lineage: Eukaryota; Viridiplantae; Streptophyta; Magnoliopsida; Brassicales; Brassicaceae
Product: gibberellin-regulated protein 6
Exons: 3
Coding region: 140-445 (101 amino acids)
Source: RefSeq, a predicted model, not a curated record
AAUAAAGAAAGCUUAAAGACCUACUCACACCUUCUAUAAAUAGCUCAGACAACCGUUAGUCACACACUCAUAAAUCUCUCAAACUAAGAGCUUCACUACACAUCUUCUCUCUCAAGAGCCAAGUGGAUCAAAGGCAGCCAUGGCCAAACUCGUAACUUACCUUCUCUUUAUCACCAUUCUCUUCUCUUUCACCUUUCUCACUAUGUCAAAAGAGGCAGAGUACCAUCCAGAAAGGUAUGGACCUGGAAGUCUCAAAUCAUACCAAUGUGGAGGAGAAUGCACGAGGAGGUGUAGCAACACGCAGUACCAUAAGCCAUGCAUGUUCUUCUGCCAAAAGUGUUGUGCUAAAUGCCUUUGUGUCCCUCCAGGCUUUUACGGCAACAAACAAGUGUGUCCUUGUUACAAUAACUGGAAAACUCAACAAGGUGGACCAAAAUGUCCAUGAGAAAAAACGAAAAGAGAGACUUCUAUCUAGUACUUUCUUCAAUUAGCUCUAGUAUGUUUUCAUUGUAAUGAUAAUGAAAAUUAAUUUCAGUAAUAUUUGCCUGUAUAACUGUAUUGUAAUUCCCGAUCCCCUAUAAUUCCAUGUUUCUUUUCUAUUUGUCUUUUGUUAUUUUCUUCCAAUUAAGGAAUACAUUUCAAUUAA